GAGGGGAAAUGAUUCAUUCCGUUGUGCGGCCGGCGGCGCUGGUUUGUGUCUUGUUUUUUGCCGCUAGAUGGCAGAAGAAGUCCAGUUUUCUAGGGGAUUAACGGGCUCGUAAGGGCUAUCGUGCUGCAGCAUUGUUAUUUUGUAAUAUAACAUCAAGUAUAAACCAUGAGAUGGCAUUAAAAGGCAAAGCGGUCGACUCGAAGACCGUGCUCUUCAAUCUGCUGCUAUGCCUGGUCAUAUUUUACUCUCUUUUCUACAUGAUUGGGAGUGUGUGCUUCGGUGCCUUCAGGCUGAAUCACUUUGACGGACUGAUUCCAUUUGACUUUAAGACCGAACCUGCUGAAUCUAACUCCAAAUACUUGGUGAACCUCCUGUCCUUGGAGCUCACCUACUUUUGCAGCGGCCUUUUGUUUGCUGCAGUGGUGAGGAGACGGGUGUGGGACUACGCCCUCACCAUCACAAUUCUGCAUGUAAUGAUCACCAGCCUAGUGAUGUUGGAGUUUCCCACGGUUUGGCAGUGGUGGCUGGCUUUAGGUAGCGGCUUGUUUCUGAUGAUCUGCAACGGUCAGCUGAUAGCUUACUUCACCUGCCAAAGUGACCAGAGCUACGCGUCCUUCAGCUUCUACUGACUGACAGGAAGCUACUCUGUGUAUAAACAGUUUCAUAAACAGUCUUGUGACAUGAGGUGGAAAGGAUCAGACCAGAUUCUCUCAAUAUGGAGACACCCGGGCUUUUUGUAUUUGUCACUAACCGACACAUGCAAUGCUAGAGCUAGGUCCACUUUGAGUUUAACAGUUGCCAACAGACUGGCAUCCUAUUGUUUUUUAUAAAUGCCACAAGAAGAUGUUCUGUAUUUUGCCUUGUACAGGGUUUUAAGGCACCCUGUAAAGUAAUAUCAGUAACUUUUAUAAGCUGUGAAUGUAAUAGCAGAACGGGAAAGCUGCAAUAUGUUUGUUGUAUAUUUCAAAGACAUUAAUGUAAAGUGU
Molecule: messenger RNA, 986 nt
Organism: Etheostoma spectabile (orangethroat darter)
Lineage: Eukaryota; Metazoa; Chordata; Actinopteri; Perciformes; Percidae
Product: transmembrane protein 244
Exons: 6
Coding region: 171-629 (152 amino acids)
Source: RefSeq, a predicted model, not a curated record